Molecule: messenger RNA, 2073 nt
Organism: Dendrobium catenatum
Lineage: Eukaryota; Viridiplantae; Streptophyta; Magnoliopsida; Asparagales; Orchidaceae
Product: DNA mismatch repair protein MSH6-like
Exons: 14
Coding region: 16-2073 (685 amino acids)
Biological process (GO): mismatch repair
Cellular component (GO): nucleus
Molecular function (GO): ATP-dependent DNA damage sensor activity; mismatched DNA binding; ATP binding
Source: RefSeq, a predicted model, not a curated record
UCAGCGUAAUUGUAUAUGCUUUUUUCAUCUGAUGUAUAUUUUGUUGUUAUUAGAGAACGGAAGGAUGCACAUGGAAGGCGCCCAGGAGAUGAAGACUAUGAUCCAAGAACCCUUUACCUGCCGCAGGAGUUCUUGAAGAGUUUGUCUGGUGGACAGAGGCAAUGGUGGGAGUUUAAGUCGAAGCACAUGGACAAAGUUUUGUUUUUCAAGAUGGGAAAGUUCUAUGAAUUAUUUGAAAUGGAUGCACAUAUUGGAGCCAGAGAACUUGAUCUUCAGUAUAUGAAGGGGGACCAACCUCACUGCGGGUUCCCUGAAAAGAACUUCUUAAUGAAUUUGGAAAAAUUGGCCAUGAAGGGAUAUCGGGUUCUCGUUGUGGAGCAGACUGAAACACCUGAGCAGCUUGAACUUCGUCGGAAAGAAAUGGGCACCAAAGAUAAGGUUGUUAAGCGAGAAAUUUGUGCUGUUGUCACUAAGGGAACACUUGUUGAGGGGGAGAAAUUGUUAACACGUCCAGAUGCUUCUUACUUGAUGUCAGUCACUGAAAAAAGCCAAAAAUUUGAUGAGCACAAUACGCAAGGCACAGUGCUUGGCAUUUGUGUUGUGGAUGUUUCAACCAGCAAAUUCAUGUUGGGACAGUUUGAAGAUAAUUUCGAGAGGGACUGCUUAUGUUCAAUAUUAUCAGAAUUGAGGCCUGUUGAGAUUAUAAAGCCUUCUAAGGUGCUCAGUACUGCAACUGAAAGAGUUCUCAAGCACAAUAGUAGAAAUCCUCUAGUGAAUGAUUUGGUUCCUUCCUCAGAAUUUUGGAAUGCUGAAAAAACAAUUUUGGAAAUCAAGAAAAUUUAUAGCCCAUCAAAACAUUCUGGAAAAUCAGGGAUGAUGGAUGAUGUUGAUGGUGUACAUAACCUGGGAGACUAUCCUGGACUUCCUUGCAUUUUAUUAGAGCUUGAUAGUGCAGGGCAAAAUGGAAGCUUUGCUCUUUCUGCUUUGGGAGGGUGCCUCUUUUAUCUAAGGCAAGCUUUUCUGGAUGAAACUCUGCUCAAGUGUGCUAAAUUUGACGCACUUCAAUGCGUGGGCUCUCUCGGACGAGUUCAAAAGCCAUAUAUGAUACUUGAUGCUCCUGCUCUUGAGAACCUUGAGAUUCUGGAGAACAGAAAUGGAAACCCUGCAGGAACACUAUAUGCUCAAUUAGAUAAUUGUGUGACGGCAUUUGGCAAAAGGUUGCUUAAAAGCUGGCUUGCAAGGCCACUCUAUGACCCUGGCUCCAUCCUGGCUCGCCAGGAUGCAGUUUCAGGUUUCAAGGGUGUUAGUCUUGCCUAUGCACUGGAGUUUCGUAAAAUGCUGUCAAGACUUCCAGAUAUGGAGCGCCUGCUUGCACGCCAUUUUGCUAGCUGUGAGGCUUUUGGAAGAAAUGCCAGUGCCGUAAUUCUUUAUGAGGAUGCUGCCCGGAAAAAGCUGAUGGAAUUUUUAGGUGUCCUGCGGGGUUCCCAGUUGAUGGUUCAAGCUUGUACCUCUUUGGCAUCUCUGCUGGCUAGCACAAAGUCCAGUAUAAUCCAUUAUUUGUUGACAACUGGAAAAGGUCUACCUGAUGUUUCUAAAAUAUUGAAGUUUUUCAAGGAUGCAUUUGAUUGGUCAGAAGCUGAACAGUCUGGGCGCAUUAUACCCCAUGAAGGGUGUGAUAGUGAUUAUGAUGCUGUCUGUAAAACCAUAAGUGAAGUUGAAUCUGGUCUGAUGGAGCACCUAAACGACCAACGCAAGUUACUGGGAAAUUCAUCGAUUAAUUAUGUCACUGUGGGGAAAGAUACAUAUCUACUAGAAGUUCCUGAGAAUCUGAUGAGUGCAGUUCCACAGAAUUAUGAGUUGCGUUCAUCAAAGAAGGGAUAUUUUAGAUACUGGACAGCAGAAAUUAAGAAGUAUAUGUCAGAACUUUCACGAGCAGAAGAAGAAAAAGAAUCUAAGCUGCAGGGGAUUCUUUUGAGGCUUAUGGAACAAUUCAGCGAGCAUCAUAGCAAAUGGAGACAAUUAGUUUCCGUUAUUGCAGACCUUUCCAUAUCCGAACAAGGCUUUCUGAUGUAA